AUGCCGGUCAGCCUGGUGACGACGUCACUCCUCCCGCCGUGCCGCGCCGCCGCGUCAUCGUCGGCACGCGCCAUGCGUUCGUUCGCGCGCCGGCCGUCGGCUUCCUCCGCCGGGCUCGUCGGCGGCGUGCGCUGCCACGCCGCGUCUCCGCCGCCGCCGGAGUUCCCGGGCAGGACGACGCCGGCCGAGGUGCCUGGCACGGACCGCCCGCCGUCCGAGGUGCCGGGGACGAACCGCCCGCCGGACGAGUUGCCGAGCAUCGACACGCCGCCGGGCGUGGACGUGCCGAUGCCGGGGCGGCCAGUGCCCGGGCCGGAGCUCCCUGGCCCGGCGAUGCCGUCGCCGCUGGCGCCGGAGCUCCCGACCAUGCUGCCCAACCCCGACGUCCCGCCGCCGCAGCUCCCAGAGGUGGACCCGCCCAGGCCGCCGCUCGAGGUUGUCCCGCCGCAGCCGCCGGUCGCCGCUACGGUGCCGCCUCCCUUUGUGUAG
This is a messenger RNA of Miscanthus lutarioriparius, 489 nucleotides long. The record is from the annotation of a GenBank genome assembly. NCBI's taxonomy places the organism in Eukaryota, Viridiplantae, Streptophyta, Magnoliopsida, Poales, Poaceae.